Molecule: messenger RNA, 1581 nt
Organism: Symbiodinium sp. CCMP2592
Lineage: Eukaryota; Dinophyceae; Suessiales; Symbiodiniaceae
Source: the annotation of a GenBank genome assembly
AUGGCCGCGGGCGAAAUGGAUGAUCCGCAGCCUCUACCGGAGCCUUCCACUGCAUCCUCGGCAUCCAGUGCCGAUGUUUACCCGGAGGAGCACAAGCGACCCGGCGACUGCUUCUUCAGCUGCGGCGGAGGGGACACGCUCGGCCUGCGCCAGUGGCUCGGUGCGGCCUUAACCGUCCUGUUCGGAAUCGGCUUUGCAGUCGGCGAGACUAAGACAGAUUUACCCGAGGCACAGUACAGGACCCUUGCCGUGACAAGCGUGGUGGCGACGCUGUGGAUUUGCGAGGUACUUCCCAUUCCCAUCACCGGCAUGUUGGUGGGUCCACUGCUCUACCUCUCUGGCGUCUGCUCCUUCGAGGAUGCCCUGAGCCCCUACAUGAGCAACCUGACACUGGUCCUCUUCGGCAGCUCCAUGAUUGCCUUGGCCAUGGAGCGGCAUGGAUUGGACUUCCGCUUCGCAGAUGCCGUGGCCUCCUGCAGAUGGGUGGGGAAAUCACCGACUCGACUCCGCGGAGCGAUAAUGGUUGCUGGCUGCCUGCUUUCCAUGUGGAUCACCAACACAGGAGCAACCUACAUCCUCACCCCUAUCGUCAUGAGAUCGAUGGGUGCGACGCGCGGCAGGCCACUCCAUAGCCAACGUGCGCAGCAGACGCUGACGGGGAGCCUCCUCUCUGUGGCGUAUGCUUGCAACUGCGGUGGCAUGGGAACGAUGGUCGGCACUCCUUCGAAUCUGGUGGUCACGAGAUACCUCGCCGAAGAAGGAGUUCAUAUCGGAUUCGUCAGCUGGCUGACCUUCGGUGUGCCCGCAGCCCUGCUUGUCACCACCGUGUGCUAUGGGUCUUUGUUCCUAUGCUAUCGCCCGCAGACAGCUGCGAAUGUGGAGGUGCUGCACAGCUCGCACCCUGUGGCAUGGACGCGCGGGGAAAAGGCGGUCCUGGGAAGCUUUCUACUCACCCUCGGGCUGUGGAUCAUCCCAUCCAUCUACAGCCUCGCUGGUGGACCCGGCCACCAGGAGCUCGAAAGCAAGCUGAAGGCUGGGAUAUCCGUGAUUCUGGGCACUGUGCCCUUGUAUCUGAUCCCGGACACUGGCAACUGCCGGGUGAUGCCCUGGUCGACAGCGCAGAAGGCAGACUGGGGCAUCAUCAUGCUGAUUGGUGGCGGCGUGGUCCUAGGCAAGCGGAUGCUCUCCACUGGCUUGGCAGAUACGAUUGCGGCGUACCUGAUAGCCGUCACUGGCAUCACGAGCGUCUGGCUGCUGGCUCUCGUCGGCAUCCUGUGCACCAUCUUCCUGACCGAAGUGACCUCCAAUACCGCGACUACGAGUCUAAUGGUCCCCAUGAUCAUGGCAAUCAGCAAGGCGAUAAACCCGGAUCCACGCCUGGCAGCCGCGCCGGCUGUGGGUGUGGCUUUGGCAGCGAGCUGUGCUUUCAUGCUUCCCAUCGCCACGCCGCCCAACUACAUCAUCGUGGAGACCGGACAUGUGGACAUGGGGAGCAUGGCGAAAGUUGGCGUCUUGACGAAUGUCCUCGCCGCCUUCGCUCUGUGGAUCGUCCUGCGCCUUUUUCUUCCACUGGUGGUUUGA